Molecule: messenger RNA, 3644 nt
Organism: Astyanax mexicanus (Mexican tetra)
Lineage: Eukaryota; Metazoa; Chordata; Actinopteri; Characiformes; Acestrorhamphidae
Gene: sox4b
Product: SRY-box transcription factor 4b
Exons: 1
Coding region: 533-1636 (367 amino acids)
Biological process (GO): positive regulation of transcription by RNA polymerase II; cell differentiation; anatomical structure morphogenesis
Molecular function (GO): DNA-binding transcription activator activity, RNA polymerase II-specific; RNA polymerase II cis-regulatory region sequence-specific DNA binding
Source: RefSeq, a predicted model, not a curated record
UACACAGUUCCAAUCAGCUCCGGCAAGGGGCGUGGCCACCUCGGUAAAGCAGGCUGGAGACAGGCGCUGAUUGGCUGGAGGAGGAGAGCAGGAGAGGCAUAAAGAGCGACUGGGUCCAUGCGAGUCGAGACAAGAAGAGAGAGAAAGAGUGAGCGAGCGAGCAAAAGAGAGAGGAAGAGAGAGAGAAACUAAAAAUCACUGGAAGAGGAGAGAGAGCAGAAACACGUUAGAGAAUAAGUUUUGAGAAACAGCAAGAAGGAGAGAUACUACACGCGCAACGGGAGCAGAGAGGGGGGCUAUGAGGGGAGAAAGAUCAGCCAAUCUUCCUCCUUCUCCUCUUCUACUACUUCAUCACCAUCUUCUUCCUUCUCGGGACUCGCUUCCCCGAGUUGACACGAACUUUUUUGCUUCGGCUGAAACUUGUUUGGACUUACAAAGAAGAGAGAGAGAAGAGGACAAGUUCUUGUUCACUUGUUGAGGUGCUCUGCUUGUUGACUUGCUCUUAAAACUAAAGAAAGAGAGAAACAGAGACAUGGUGCAGAAGGAAGCGAGCAGCCCCGCUGAUUCGCUCUUCGAGUCCGGGACGAUGGAGGUGGACAUCAGCUCCUCUUCAUCUUCAUCCUCCUCAUCAUCAUCGCCGCCGCGCAUGGGAGACCCGGGCUGGUGCAAGACGCCGAGCGGCCACAUCAAGCGACCCAUGAACGCCUUCAUGGUCUGGUCCCAGAUCGAGAGGCGCAAGAUCAUGGAGCGCGCACCGGACAUGCACAACGCGGAGAUCUCCAAGCGCCUCGGCCGCCGCUGGAAGCAGCUGACAGACGCCGACAAGGUGCCGUUCAUCCGGGAGGCUGAGCGGCUCAGGCUCAAGCACAUGGCGGACUACCCGGACUACAAGUACCGGCCCAGGAAGAAGGCAAAGACCGCGGGUGGCAGUGGAGCUGGUGCCGGUGCUGGCAGUGGGACCACUGGAGGCAAAUCGAGCUCCAACAAGUCCUCCAAGAAGAGCGCGAGCAGCAAGUCUCAGAAAGCGCUUGAGGAGCAGCAGCAACACGCGUCGCUCUACAAGUGCAAGCCCGCCUCCUCCAAGAAGUCGCGGCGCGUGCACGCCCUCGGUGGCGGUGUCAGCAGCAACAGCAUAGGCACGGCGGCCGUGCCAGCCAGCCCGACCCUCAGCACGUCGGCCGACUGCGCGGACCCCAUCAGCCUGUACGAGGACGGAGGGAACGCGCGGGAGCGCGCGGAGUCUCCCGGCGCCGGGGGUAAGAGCGCGAGAAGCACGCACGUGUACGGCUACAGUUACAGCUACGGCUUCGGGGGCCGCUCGUCUCCCAUCCAGUUUUCGUCCGCAGCGUCGUCGCGGUCCUCCUCCACGUCGUCCAUGUCCUCCUCGUCGUCCUCCUCAGACGAGGAGCUGGAGGACGAGCUGGCGGACACGAGCGAGAGCCCGGGCUUCGACAGCGUGUCGCUGGGCAGCAUGGGCAGCUGCUCGGCGGCGGCGCUGGACCGGGACGGGGAGCUGAGCUUAUGCGAGUCCGGCUCGCACUUCGACUUCCCGGACUACUGCACGCCCGAGGUGAGCCAGAUGAUCUCCGGGGAAUGGCUCGAGUCCACCAUCUCCAACCUCGUGUUCACGUACUGAAAGCGGCGCGAGGAGGACCGGAGAGAAACACAACCCAACAACAUUAGAAAAAGGUCUCGCGAGACUUUGAAAAAUGUUUGUUUCAGCAAAAGUUUAAGAAAGAAGGACUGAAGGACUUGUCUCGGUGGGAAGGCAAUAGGAAGAAGAGCUUACUGAGAAGACUAGAAGACCAGAAACCAGAAUAAUAAUGGUUAUAAACUUUUGUUGUGAACUGGAAAACUGUGAUUGUUUUGCACGCACGUGAAGGGCAGGCGUUUGGUCCGCCAGUUUUUUAAAAAUACAUUUUUAACUUAAAAAAAAAAAACUAAAAACAAACCAACAAAGGGACUUUUAAGGACUUCAGCGAAUCGCCAUGUGAACUUUAUUUGCUUAAGAGGUACAUUUUUUUAUCGUCCUGGUGGAUUUUGAUGAACAAGGUGAGUUAAGGAUUAAAGAGUGAACUUUUUUGGAAGAAAAAAAGAAAAACAUGAAAGAAAAGAAAAAGAAACGCAUGUAAUCUGUCCUCUCUUGUAUUGAGAUUUUUUGUAAGACUGUGGAGCAGUUGACUUAGCAGUAGGCUUAUUUAAGUGGGUAGGCGGCGCUAUGUUUGGUUCCUAUAAAAGGAAAAAAAGAAAAAAGGAAAGAAAAAAAAUCACCAGCUGUUUUCAUGCUUAAACUUCAGGAUUCAAACACAAACUCAAAAUCUGUGCUGAACUUUAUACUCAACCAAUUCAGGACCAAAAUUCUCCUGUCUUUCUUCUUGUUCUGUUUCUACAGAUGUGUUGAGAAAUGCUCUCUGUUUGUUGUGUUUCGUUUUCUGUAUGUGUUCAGAUGCCAUUUUAUAUGGAUGUAUUUAUACAGUACUGGCCAAGUUUCUUGCUUUUCUUAUCUUUUUCUUCUUCUUUUUUUCUUUUUUACUUUAUUCCUGUCACACACUCACAACGUCUGUCUCCUUCUCAGAAGAAGGGCUAGAGUUUUAACUUGUUGAUUUUUUUUAUAUUUAAAUGUAGACUUUUGACACUUAAAGAGAGGAAACGUUUGAUUAUUUUCUCAGUGUAUUUUUGUACAAAUAUAAAUAUAAAUAUAUAUAGAUCUAUAAAACAAGGGGGUAUCAAUCAGUGUGAAUGGCUGUUUGGAUUUCCUAUCAUUUUAUGAACCCAGGUUGGCUGAUUUGGCUCUGAAUCCGCCUCCUGUCCGUGUUUACAGCUUCAAUCUGCAGGCGUCUUAAAGACACAGGCUCACCUUUUCCAAGACGACCCCCUGUCUAGCCUUUGAAAGGACAUUUCUACAUUUCACUCCAGAGUCUUGCUGAACACACAAACACACAGAGAUUGUAGCUUUAAAUGACCAAAUCUCUCGGCGUUUUAUAUCGAGAAGUUCGGGUUUUCUUUUACAACCACUGGACGGAAUUUAAGUCGUGACAUAUCGAACCGACGAUUUGGAGUCCGCAACGAUUUAUUGUGCUGCGACUUUCAUUGUAUUUGAAUAUUUUAAUCUUUUCUACUUGUCGGCUAAGUAUGGCUAAUUGUUUUAGUAUCUUACGGCAUGGUGGAUAGAUUUUGUAUUUCCGAUUCAGGUUUAUAGCUGUUGUGUUUAAAAAAAAAAAAAAAAAGAAGAAAAAAAGUAAAAAAAUAUGAGGAAAAUCGUGAAAUCAUCUUUGUACAGUUGACUGUAUUAUAAGCAUAAAAAAAGAUGUGUGUUUUAUGUAUGUUGUUGCGCUCUAACAUGACAGGCACUAGAACAGCUAUCUUUAUACACUUUUUGCUUAGCCUACUUACUUUAAAGAUGGUUGUUAAGGAUUUUAUAAAUAUAUAUAUACAGUUGAAUUAUAUUAACUUUAUUUUCAUUCAUUCUGUGCAAUAUGCUGUGUAGAAAUAUUGUUUUGUCUAAUCAUGCCAUAACACAUUUUUGAGGGGAAAUCUUAUGCCAGCUAAAUGUGUCAAGUCACUGCCUGUCAGAUUGUUAAUAUACUCCUGUACAGAACCUUUUUUUCAGGAAGGAAAUAAAAUCAGCUGGAACUGAACCCUAA